Messenger RNA from Pygocentrus nattereri (red-bellied piranha), 4444 nucleotides. Its product is annotated as calpain-1 catalytic subunit-like. Gene Ontology annotation, biological process: proteolysis. Gene Ontology annotation, cellular component: cytoplasm. The transcript has 23 exons. The record is from RefSeq and is a predicted model, not a curated record. Gene Ontology annotation, molecular function: calcium-dependent cysteine-type endopeptidase activity; calcium ion binding. Bases 1517 to 3631 code for a protein of 704 amino acids. Lineage: Eukaryota; Metazoa; Chordata; Actinopteri; Characiformes; Serrasalmidae.
CAGGCACCAGAAAGUGACAGCUGCAUCAUUUAAGGUGGAACGGGAAAACUCACACAGGAAUGUGGUGAAUAGGAAGCCCAUCUUCAGCUCCGCCCUUCUUACUGUGUUCUGGGGGUUGAUUUUAUUGUUCUGUGUAUUGAGAUUAGAAGUGAUUCACUCACUGAUGGAUUUGCUGAUGUGUGUGAGUUGGUGUUUAACGUCAGGUGCAGACUGAAUACUGUCCUGCUGGUCCGGACGGAUAAUUAUCACCAUCCGUUAUUAAAGAUAUAGAAGCUACCGAGAGCAGCAGGGCAGCCCAGAUUAAUCUGAGUCUGAGGAUUAGAACUAAACAGAUUAGGUGAAAAUCAAUAAAGUAAUAAGGAAGUUGUGGCUGAUUUAAUCCUGAGACUCUUCGCCUCUUAAUACAAGUGAAUCUGUUCACAUGUGGAUCUUGACCUCUCCAACAUGGCGGACGUGCAGACGUAUGUGUAUCUUCUGAAAAGGCCAGAAUGAACUUUUUUAGAAUCAAGCUGUGAUAUUUUACUCCAGUUAAACGUUCUCAAAGCUAAAGGUAAGAUGUAAACAAAGUCAUUCAGGGUGGUUUGAUGUGAAAUGCUCUGUUCUAGAGAACCUGCAUAGACCACCGUAGUCCUGCGUCAUUCUGUGGUCCGCAUUAUGCCCGUAUUAGGAACUCCGGGUCCAAGCUCGAUUGUUCUAUGGCUAGAAUGAAUUGAACGUUUAGCAAAUGGUGGAGGUGAACAUGCACAGUGUUGUACGGCAAACUUUUCCCAAAAACUGAUUUUUUUUUUUCUUCCAGAUUUAUUACUUUACCAUCAUCAACAUUGCAUAUAAAAACAGGCUCACUGCUGGUUUGAAUAGGUCAUAGAAAUUCGUGUUGUGUACAUAGUCACCCCUGUUUCCCAUCAUCACCACUGUAAAGACGUCCAAAGUCGGGACGUUUCUCUACAGUGAAACCGCUCAACGAUUGAAGUAUGCAGAAAUUUUGUAAACACGGUGGAGUUCCCCUUUAAGGGCUGAAACGCAUGGACAUCCAUUUAGUCCUUCCAAAGCCCCGCCCCCAAGCCAGGGUAAGGGCUUGUCAACCUAAGCGCCUCGCUGUCAGUCAUUCAUUAGCCCCGCCUCCAGGGCAGGGCUGCAUGGGUACAACGUGUUGUCAGUCAUUCUUUAGCCCCGCCUCUCGCUGGGGCUGCGUGGGUAUAUCGUGCUGUCAGUCAUCCUGUAGCCCCGCCCCCGUCAAGGCUCUGUGGGUACAACGUUCUGUUAGUCAUUUUUUUAGCCCCGCCUCUAGCCGGGGCUGCAUGGAUACAUCGUGCUGUCAGUCAUCCCGUAGCCCCGCCCUCCAAGGGCUGGGCAGCCCACUGCAGUCCGCUGAUUUCUGUGUUUUGAUGACUUCAUCCUCAUUCUGCUCACUCGCUCUGAGAGCCUCGCCUCCGGCAAGCCGGUCAGAGGGAUAAACGGCGUGCUGAACUGAACUCUCUGUCUCUUCAAGCCUGCGACUGUGACGAGGAGCUGCAGUAUGGAAAUCUUCGGUGGGAUGUCGGCGAGGAUUCACCGCGAGCGGCUGCAUGCGGAGGGCGUGGGCUCUAACGAGCGAGCGCUGCAAAUCUUCAGCCAGGAUUACGAGGCUUUGAAGCAGGAGAGCCUGGAGAGCGGACGGCUGUUUGAGGACUCCUGCUUCCCCGCCCAGCCGCCGUCACUGGGCUUCAAAGAGCUCGCCCCCCACUCCUCCAAAACCCGUGGUGUGACGUGGAAGAGGCCCACAGAGCUCACAGAGAGUCCUCAGUUCAUAGUUGGUGGAGCCACACGGACAGACAUCUGCCAGGGAGCUCUGGGUGACUGCUGGUUGCUGGCCGCUAUAGCAUCUCUCACUCUAAAUGAGAAGCUCCUCCACAGAGUUGUGCCUCACGGUCAGAGCUUCACAGACGACUACGCCGGCAUCUUCCAUUUCCAGUUCUGGCAGUUUGGCGAGUGGGUGGACGUGGUCAUUGAUGACAGGCUGCCAGUGAAGGACGGGGAGCUGAUGUUUGUGCACUCGGCCGAGGGGAGCGAGUUCUGGAGCGCCCUGCUGGAGAAGGCCUACGCUAAACUCAAUGGAUCAUACGAGGCCCUGUCUGGAGGCUCCACCACCGAGGGCUUCGAAGACUUCACGGGUGGAGUGGCCGAGAUGUAUGAGCUGCGCAAGGCUCCCCGGGACCUGCAUCGCAUCAUCGCCAAAGCUCUGGAGAGAGGCUCGCUGUUGGGCUGCUCCAUCGAUAUUACUAGUGCCUUUGACAUGGAGGCGAUCACUUUCAAGAAGCUGGUGAAAGGCCACGCCUACUCUGUUACAGGUCUCACGGAGGUGAAUUUCCGUGGUAAUAGAGAAAGACUGAUCCGUGUCCGGAACCCUUGGGGGCAGGUCGAAUGGACAGGAGCCUGGAGUGACAAUUCUUCUGAAUGGAAUGCAAUCGAUCCUGCUGAAAAAGAGGAGAUGAACUCCAAAAUGGAGGAUGGAGAGUUCUGGAUGUCAUUUCAGGAGUUUAAGCGUCAGUUCUCACGGCUGGAAAUCUGUAAUCUGACGCCUGACGCUCUGAAUGAUGACAGCCUGAGUUACUGGAACACCAUCAAAUUUGAGGGUGGCUGGAGGAGAGGGAGCACGGCAGGAGGCUGCAGGAACCACGCCAACACGUUCUGGAUAAACCCGCAGUAUAAGAUCACCCUGCUGGAGGAGGAUGACGAUCCAGAAGAUGAUGAAAAGGCCUGCAGCUUCCUGGUGGCUCUGAUGCAGAAGGACCGUCGGCGCUACCGCAAGCAGGGCCAGGACAUGCACACCAUUGGCUUCGCUAUCUAUGAGGUCCCAGAGGAGUUCCAAGGUUGCCAGAGUGUGCACCUGAAGAAGGACUUUUUCCUGCGCCACUCUUCCUGUGCCCGUUCCGAGACCUUUAUCAACCUGCGGGAGGUGAGCUCACGACUCCGCCUGCCUCCGGGAGAGUACCUGAUUGUCCCUUCCACCUUCGAGCCUGGGAAAGAAGCUGAUUUCGUCCUCAGAGUCUUCACUGAGAAACAGUCCGAGACACAAGAGAUGGAUGAUGAUGUGUCAUUCAUCCUGGAUGAAGAGGGAGAAAUUACAGAGCAAGACAUCGAUGCUUCAUUCAGAGCCAUGUUCGCUCAGCUUUCUGGAGAGGAUAUGCAGAUCUCAGUCCAUGAGUUGAGGACCAUCCUGAACAGAGUUGUGGGCAAACACAGAGACUUAAAGACAGACGGUUUCAGUUUGGAGGCAUGCAGGUGUAUGGUGGCCCUCAUGGAUAAAGACGGAAGUGCUCGUCUGGGCUUGGUGGAGUUCCAGAUUCUGUGGAAUAAGAUCCGGAAGUGGCUGGGAAUUUUUCGGCAGUUUGAUCUGGACAAGUCAGGCACCAUGAGCUCCUAUGAGAUGCGUCUGGCCUUGGAAUCAGCUGGUUUUAAGCUCAACAACAAGCUGAACCAGGUGCUGGUGGCACGGUACGCCGACCAAGAGAUGAUCGACUUUGAUAACUUCAUCUGCUGCCUGGUCAAACUGGAGGCCAUGUUUAGAACCUUCCAGCAGCUGGACAGAGAUGGAACUGGACUGGCUGAGCUUAACCUCUCUGAAUGGCUGUACCUGACCAUGUGCGGCUGAGAGUGGGAUCGGCAGGGGGUCCACCCUUCGUCCUGGAGAUCGGACGGCUGGAGCAGCUGCAGCACUACAGUAGCUCCUCAAAGCUUUACUUUUGUUUAUCAUUCCAAUCCAAAGAUGCUUGUUCGACCCGGCACGGACCGCCUUAUCCACUUUAACAAUAUGUAAAGCCCCCUCAUACACCUUAGUAUGUUUUUGCUUCAUGCUUGAAAGAAUAUCCUAUCUAUGCAAAAUGCAAAGUGCUUAGACACUUAAAACCGUGCAAUAUGAUCACAGUGAGAGCUCUUUAGCUGAAUAUACGAGUACAUAAACAUUGCUGCAUGGCACUAAGAGGAAAUAAUCCAGCACUGUGACACUAACCUUAUUUUAAAGGGGUGUUCUCGUCUCGGAGACUGACGUUACUACAUUCCCUCAUAUCUGGAGUGGACUGGAUCUUACAGGUGUGAUUGAGUGGUCAUCUGAAAGAAGCAUACACUACGUCGGCCUUGUUUAGUGCAGGCUGUCAAUCUGUUGAGGAUGUUCUCUACAAAAACUAACAAGGAACAGGUUAUGAAUGUCAAGAUUUAGUUGAUGUCAUGAUGUGGAAAUAUGACCUCCCUGCUUUUGUCCAUAACUUAAAAAGGAAUUCCCCCAAUUUUUAAAGCUUCUGCAUAAUUCAUUUGUUGUAGCUCUACAUUUAGAGACUGUGCCUAUUAACCCUGUUCUUCAAUGGUCAGGACCCUCACAGAGCAGGUACUAUUUCGGUGGUGGGUCAUUCUCAGCACUGAUGUGGUGGUGGUGGUGUGUUAGUGUGUGUUGCGCUGGUGCGAGUGGAUC